AUGGACGACAAUAGGGCUAAGGAGAGGGAGACGGGGAGGCCCGGGGGGUUGGGGCGCCAGCCUCUGGGGGUCGACUCGAAGGGCGGAUCAUGGGCGGCGGUGGCUAGGGGCCCGGCGAACCAAGGCCGAUGGACACGCCACCAAAUCUCGGAGGGGGAGCUGGGAGCUCUGAAGACCUGUUUCACGGAAGUUCUGGAGAUCCCGGAGGAGAGGCUAGAGAAGACAAGGAUGGAAUGGAGGAGUACCUCUGUUUUUAUGCAGAGUGUGGGGCGGAAGGUGCCGGCGGAGUGGGUCGGGCGUGAGCUGAGAAGGAUGGGGAACUUGGACUAUAACGUCGAGGUCGUCACAAUGGCCGACGACGUCCUGGCGGUCCGCUUCGCCUGUGAGGAGGAUCGGGAGGCCAUGCUGGUGAGGGGGCCAUGUCUAGUCGCCGGACAGCUUCUCACGAUGGAGCGAUGGAAGCCGAACUUCAUCCCCGGCUCCGGUGGUUCUGGACGGGUGGUAGUGUGGCUCCGCCUCCCACGGCUGCCGUUGGAUUUCUGGGCUAAGGAGACAUUGAUCCAGAUUGCAGCAACGGCGGGAAGACCUUUGGCCUUGGACGCAGCCACCGAUCAAGGGAGGAAGAGGGGGUUUGCUCGGAUUAAAGUGGAGCUUGACAUAAGAACUCCUCUAAAGCCGGGAAUAUUCAUGAAGGGAGCUAAGGAAGGAUUAGAGAGGAAGAUAUGA
This is a messenger RNA of Phoenix dactylifera (date palm), 726 nucleotides long. The record is from RefSeq and is a predicted model, not a curated record. Lineage: Eukaryota; Viridiplantae; Streptophyta; Magnoliopsida; Arecales; Arecaceae.